AUGGAUGCUUCUUUGGCUACAGGGACAAGGGAAGCUGCAUUUGUGUAUGCGAUCUCGUCUUCUGGAGUCGCCUUUGCUGUCACCCGUGCGUGCAGCAGUGGAGAGCUGGAAAAGUGUGGCUGUGAUCGCACUGUACAUGGCGUGAGCCCAGAGGGUUUCCAGUGGUCGGGCUGCUCUGACAACAUUGCUUAUGGCGUGGCUUUCUCCCAGUCGUUUGUGGAUAUAAGGGAAAGAAGCAAAGGUGCCUCAUCAAGCCGGGCAUUGAUGAACCUGCACAACAACGAGGCAGGAAGGAAGGCCAUCCUGAACAACAUGAGGGUGGAAUGUAAGUGCCACGGAGUGUCUGGGUCCUGUGAAGUGAAGACCUGCUGGAGAGCUAUGCCUCCCUUUAGGAAAGUAGGCAACGUAUUAAAGGAGAAAUUCGAUGGAGCCACUGAGGUGGAACAGAGGAAGGUUGGUUCCACCAAAGUCUUGGUGCCCAAAAACUCCCAGUUCAAGCCCCACACUGAUGAAGAUCUGGUCUACCUGGACUCCAGCCCAGAUUUCUGCGACCACGACAUGAAGAGUGGGGUUCUGGGGACCGCUGGCCGUCAGUGCAACAAGACUUCUAAGGCCAUUGAUGGCUGUGAGCUCAUGUGCUGUGGCCGUGGCUUCCACACCCAGGAGGUGGAAAUUGUGGAGAGAUGCAGCUGUAAAUUUCAUUGGUGCUGUUUCGUCAAGUGCAGGCAGUGCCGCAAAGUGGUGGAGAUGCACACGUGUCGGUGAUGGGGGAACUGCCCCUGACUGAUCUGGUCAAAAGAUAACACCAGGACAGACUCCUGUCACCGUCGGUGGGUGGAGGGGGGAGGGGGGGAACUUGAACACUCCAGAGAU
This is a messenger RNA of Callorhinchus milii (elephant shark), 873 nucleotides long. RefSeq names its product wingless-type MMTV integration site family, member 4 (gene wnt4). Gene Ontology annotation, biological process: neuron differentiation; cell fate commitment; canonical Wnt signaling pathway. NCBI's taxonomy places the organism in Eukaryota, Metazoa, Chordata, Chondrichthyes, Chimaeriformes, Callorhinchidae. Gene Ontology annotation, cellular component: extracellular region. The record is from RefSeq and is a predicted model, not a curated record. Gene Ontology annotation, molecular function: frizzled binding; cytokine activity. The coding region runs from base 1 to 765 and encodes 254 amino acids. The transcript has 3 exons.